AUGUUCUCUUCAUCCGAGUGGAGAACCUCGGAUCUGACAGACUCCAUCAACGGAAAAAAUGUCGGUUACUUGGUGGCAUAUCCUACUUUUUGGAAUGGGGCAUUAGUGGUUUUGACGGCAGCUAUUCCUAUAGUACGGGUUUUAUACUUGAUAAACAAGAACAAUAAGCCCCAAAUUGGUCUUAUAUACGAACCAAUGGAUCGAGCCAAGAAAACAAUCAAAGAGGGGUUCAAAAACAAGGAAAGCCUGUAUAUGCCGUUCUGGAAAGAAAUAGACGACAUUUGGAACAUGCAUCUCCACAGCCCACUGCACUGCGUCGGUUACAAUUUAAAUCCAACUCUUUUUUAUACAGAUGAUUACCACAAUGAUUUAGAAGUUCACAAAGGACUUUUUCUUUCUAUCAUCAAAAUGAAUGGAGCUAGCCGCAUUCAAGAGCUGAUCAUGACGCAAUUACAAGAUUAUUUAAGGGCUAGUGAUGCUUUCAAUGUGGGAUCCAAAUGCUUAUCAGAUGUUUCGCCAGCACUCUGGUGGAAAAAAUUUGGAGAAAAAUAUCCUGAAUUGCAACGAAAUGCAACUCAAAUUCUUAGCCAGAGUUGCGAUGGUGCCUCAAAAUUCAAGCUGAAAAGGAGUUUGGUUGAGUUUCUACUCACAAAGGGACAUAACCGUAUAGAGCAGCGAACAUUAAAGGAUUUGAUAUUUGUCCAUUAUAAUUUGCAGCUACAGAUUUUUGAGACGAGCCAGAGCUCGUACUUCUCUGCCAAUGAGAUCGGUCCAAUGAAUAAUCGGAAUGUUGAUGAAGCACAAAGUGGUGACAUUGACCCGACACUAAUGGGCUUCGAUUAA
Olea europaea var. sylvestris is the source of this 843-nucleotide messenger RNA. RefSeq lists its product as uncharacterized. Bases 1 to 843 code for a protein of 280 amino acids. Gene Ontology annotation, molecular function: protein dimerization activity. The transcript is spliced from 2 exons. NCBI's taxonomy places the organism in Eukaryota, Viridiplantae, Streptophyta, Magnoliopsida, Lamiales, Oleaceae. The record is from RefSeq and is a predicted model, not a curated record.